UACUACUAGUAGCGAGCUACUUCAUCAAUUAUGGUCAAAUCUCCACCUCCGACCACCCUCGAAAGAGUUGAUGAAGCCAAAUACAGAGGUGUCCGAAAGAGGAAAUGGGGAAAAUGGGUGUCGGAGAUCAGACUACCCAACAGCCGCGAAAGGAUCUGGUUAGGUUCCUAUGAUUCACCGGAAAAGGCAGCUCGUGCUUUUGAUGCAGCUCUCUUCUGUCUACGUGGCAACACUGCCAACUUCAACUUCCCUCAUCAACCUCCCAACAUUCCUGGAGCCACCGAUCUUCAUCCUUCCCAGAUACAAGCUGUUGCUGCUACUUACGCAAAUGAAUCUUCCAACUCCCCAUCUCCAGACGUCGUCAUUAAUAAUCAUAAUUACCACCUGCAAACACCUGCUGCUGCUUCUACCUCCAAUAAUGUUAAUGUGGACGAACAAGAUUCCUUUCUCAUGGAUCACGUUCAUACCAAUGACGCUGUACCAGAUUUCGGGAUCUUUCCAGGAUUUGAUGAUUAUUUCAUGCCCAUGCACCCACCACUACUAACUGCUCAUGAUUAUUACGGAUCAGAGGAGCAGGUUUUUGAUUCGCAAGAUUCAUCCUUCCAGCUCUGGAACUUUUAGUUAAUUAUAUUAACACACACAUAUAUACACACACACACACA
Messenger RNA from Cynara cardunculus var. scolymus (artichoke), 662 nucleotides. Its product is annotated as ethylene-responsive transcription factor ERF017-like. NCBI's taxonomy places the organism in Eukaryota, Viridiplantae, Streptophyta, Magnoliopsida, Asterales, Asteraceae. The transcript has a single exon. Gene Ontology annotation, molecular function: DNA binding; DNA-binding transcription factor activity. The coding region runs from base 31 to 621 and encodes 196 amino acids. Gene Ontology annotation, biological process: regulation of DNA-templated transcription. The record is from RefSeq and is a predicted model, not a curated record.